Molecule: messenger RNA, 1014 nt
Organism: Knipowitschia caucasica
Lineage: Eukaryota; Metazoa; Chordata; Actinopteri; Gobiiformes; Gobiidae
Source: the annotation of a GenBank genome assembly
AUGGAGUCUUCGCUUGAGUUUUCCAGCUCUUUGGGCAGUGUUUCGUCGCUCUUGUCCCGACACAGGACUUUCAAAGUGUUGAUGAUCGGGGACUCGGGAGUGGGGAAGACCUGCCUCACGCACCGACUCUGCGCUGGAGAGUUCCCCAGCAGAGUAGAGGCCACCAUCGGCGUGGACUUCAGAGAGAGGACGGUAGAGAUCGACGGAGAGAAUAUCAAACUGCAGUUGUGGGACACAGCGGGACAGGAGCGCUUUCGGAAGUCCAUGGUGCCGCACUACUACAGGAACGUCCACGCGGUUCUCUUCAUCUAUGACGUCACGUGUCCCGCCACCUUCACCGGCCUCAGCUCCUGGAUAGAGGAGUGCAGGCAGAACUCACUGGGCCAGGACAUCCCACGAUUUCUGGUUGGGAAUAAGAGCGACCUGCGUGAUCCGAGCAGAGCCGACCUGCAGGUGAACCAACAGAUGGCAAUGAGCUUCGCCAAAUCCCACAGAAUGGGGUUCUUUGAAACUUCGGCCAAAAUGUCACCCAAAAAACUUUCUAAGAUGUCGCAGCAGGAAGGAGAGGCGCCGUUUCAGCGGGAUCUGGUCGAGGACAUCGCGAACUGUGCAGAAAACUCACCGAUCUCCUGCAGCCGCUCGUACCCGAGAAUCAUGUUCUGCAGACGGGCUUUGCAGAGAGUGGGGCCGCUGGCGAGAUGCGCUCUGCAACCAACCACCACCACCAUUCCAGUUCGACACAUGGCGUUCGGGAUUCCCGGUGGAUCCACUAACCUGGCGUUAGUCGUCCUGUGCGGAGGAGGCCUCACUGCUGCAGCUGUCUACGCGUACAGGGCUGUGAGUGGGGAGGAGAGUCCAGCAAAAGCUCCAGAGGCAGCACCAGAAGCAGCCCUUGUGGCUGAACCGGCCCCGGUGGUGGAAGCAGUGCCCGAGCCUGCCCCUGCUGCAGCCGAGCCCGAACCAACACCAGAACCAGUUGCAGAACCAAAGGUGGAGAAAGCCAUUGGGAUGUAA